AUGAGUAGUGACGAGAACAAUCCCUCUUCCAGCGGUCCUUCGCGCAAGCGUAGUUGUUCAGCCCUUCAAUUGGGCCCACAUAAAAAAGCGACAUCAUCAAAUCCCCUCAUCCUUCAUGGGCGACAUUUUGGUCGGACGGUGUUCGCCCUAUGCAACUACCCUGCUCUUCUGACUGCAGGGAUCCUCCGGCUCGAAGAGUUACAAGACUCUCCCAUAGAGGACUAUCCAGCGGAUGUUCGAUGUGAACAUAGAGUGUUCAUGCAUUUAAUAGAGUCAUAUCCUGGUCUUUUAGAUGGUCUCACAAUGGGUGAGGAUGAGGAUGUUAUUCACCUUGGAGAAUUACUGGGUAAAGGAGCCUCUGGUGCGCGAGGCGACGACACUAAAACCCUUAAAUCUGCUGUUCUUGAUUGGCUUGUGCCCAGAGGACAGGUAGUCAUACCGCCCCUCUCCCGAAACAUCAAGUCGGACUGCGGGUUCAAUCAUGAAAUCACCGGUGCAUUGCUCUGCCCUGCAGGCCUUGACUGGUCGAAUACAGCAACCAAGCUCAGUCUCAAGAGCGGUGAAACCGCAGUUCGUGGUGAUCAGUGGCCCAUGUUCCUAUAUGCUAGGUAUGACUAUGAUCCCGAAGAUCCAUGGAAGGGCUUAUUGAGGAGCGAUAUACUCAUAUUUGGUUUCAAACAUGUAUUUACGUCCCCAAGUUCGGUAGACAAGGACCCAAAAGCGAUGCGCUCCGGCAACGCUUACCUUCACGGCAUGAAGUCCGUAACCAAAGGGUCACUGGCCUAUAUUGCCACACAGGUUCAGUUUUCAUUGAGUUCAUCGUCUGUAUUUUCACGCACAGACACCGUCACGGACUCCAAAAAUUUUUAUCACAGCAUCCUCGACCUGUUAGAGGAUCCCGAUGAAAGUGAGGAAGUCGUCGACCUCAUGAUGUGGUGGACGAGGUGCAUCUUUCCUAAUUCUUCAUCUUCGCAGCGCGACAUCAGCAAAGACAGUGCGCUGUCCAAAAUUCAGGCGAAAUGUGCUGCCUUGCAAGCACGAGUCAAUGUUAACACUACUUAG
Messenger RNA from Suillus fuscotomentosus, 1062 nucleotides. RefSeq lists its product as uncharacterized. NCBI's taxonomy places the organism in Eukaryota, Fungi, Basidiomycota, Agaricomycetes, Boletales, Suillaceae. The transcript is spliced from 8 exons. The record is from RefSeq and is a predicted model, not a curated record. The coding region runs from base 1 to 1062 and encodes 353 amino acids.